AUGGUCUAUACUUCAUACUUCGUUACCGGUGCUUCCGGGCUCCUGGGAUCUCAAAUCGUGAAGAAACUGCUCGACGCUGGAUAUACAGUCCAGGGAGCGGCUCGUGGAGACAAAGUGUCCCAAUUAGCCAAAAUCUUUGAAACAUACGACAAGUUCACGGUCGUUGAUAUCCCUGAUCUUGCAUCCUCUGAUCUCAACGCGUUAUUCAAGGAUGUGGAAGUUUUGAUCCAUGUCGCUGCGAUUCUACCCUCUUUUCGAGGUCCGAUGGAGGUCGUUGAGAAGUUCGCGACGGAAGGGACGGAGAAAAUGAUGGACGCCGCGCGUCUUGCUGGCGUGAAGAGUAUAAUCGUUACUGGAUCACAAGUGACCUAUAAUAUCGAGGGUCCCUUUGGGCCCCGAGACUGGCGGCCUAUUACAUUUGAGGAUGCCCGGAAGACCACUGAGGCUCAGCACUUCGUCGUUUACAUUGCUCAAAAGAUCAUUUGUGAGCAGACUGUCAUGAAUUGGGCGGAAAAGCACCGCGAUACCAGGGUGGUUAUCAUCGACCCAACAUACAUCUUCGGUCCUUUUGUCCCCAACUACAAAUACAUCGUCAACAACCCUAAACUGUACUCCGUCGAAAGCACCAACUACUUCGUCCAUUUCCUACUUCGACCCGAUAACGAAGUGUUCGUUGUUUAUCCUGGGUGGGUAGAUCUGAGGAACAUUGCGGAUGCACAUGUCAACGCUAUUCACAACACCGCCAUCGACCAACUCGAGCCAAGGGAUCGUCGCUUUCUUCUCGGUGCUCCUGAAGAGCAUAAUUGGAAAAAGGUCAUCGAGCACGUAAAGGAGGUCAGACCAGAGCUUGCCGCCCGUCUGAGCGACCCCGAAAAGGCACCGGUCUGGCCUAUGCAGGUGACUGAUCUUGAGAGGAACGAGAAAUAUCUUGGGAUCAAGAAGGACUCUUAUCACUCCUUCAAUAAAUCCAUCGUGGAUACAAUUGACGGUAUUUUGGAUGUUGAGAAAUAUUGGAAGGAGCAGGGUUUCGAAAUUAGCUUGCCGAACGAGCAUCUGUUCAACUGA
Molecule: messenger RNA, 1065 nt
Organism: Lentinula edodes (shiitake mushroom)
Lineage: Eukaryota; Fungi; Basidiomycota; Agaricomycetes; Agaricales; Omphalotaceae
Exons: 6
Coding region: 1-1065 (354 amino acids)
Molecular function (GO): oxidoreductase activity, acting on the CH-OH group of donors, NAD or NADP as acceptor
Source: RefSeq, a predicted model, not a curated record